Molecule: messenger RNA, 1750 nt
Organism: Monosiga brevicollis MX1
Lineage: Eukaryota; Choanoflagellata; Craspedida; Salpingoecidae
Exons: 10
Coding region: 1-1515 (504 amino acids)
Biological process (GO): axoneme assembly; spermatid development
Cellular component (GO): nucleus; motile cilium
Source: RefSeq, a predicted model, not a curated record
AUGGUCGAUGUGCUGCUGGCUGGCUGGCUGGGCACGCAUUUGCUUCUGCGGGAGGCAAGGGGGAGGCGCGAGGGACCCUCGCCCGCUAUCAUUGCCAUGGCGUCCAGCUACUCUCGUUCCAAAGGGCCUGGUAGCUCGGCCGGCGAUUUUCGCGACAUGCUGCUUGCCCAAGAUGAGAAUAAGGAUCAUUGUUUGCCGCAACUCCUUCGGCGUGCUGGCUCCUAUGAGCAUCUCGACACCUUUGAUGCCUUUAAAGAGGGCGAAGCUCGGCUUCGUCAGCUGGGUAUUGCCAAGGCGCUCACCAUCAAUGCGGAUGCUACACACUUUGGUGUAUUUGAAUGGCCCACGGGAUCGAGUUACAUUGGCGAGAUCAAGGAAAGUGAGGCACAUGGCCUUGGCAUGCGCCUUGGCGCCGAUGGUUGGAUCUACAGUGGUGCUUGGAUUCGUGGCAGCAAACAUGAUGUUGGUGUCUUUGUUUGGCUUGAUGGCCAGCGCUACUUUGGUUCCUGGGUGGGGGGUCAGCCCUCUGGUGCUGGUGUUUUGCUGCAAGACGCUGACAAGCGCAUCUACGCUGGCGAAUGGCGUGCCGGCCUACGCAGUGGGCACGGGUGCCAAGUAUGGCUCAAAACUGGUCGGGUGUACAAGGGUGUGUGGAACGAUGGCCAGCCUGAAGGCUUUGGCGUGGAGACGUAUCGCGAUGGUGGUUAUUAUCGAGGCCUGUGGAAGGGAGGCCGCCGACACGGUUUUGGUGAGCGCUACUGGCCGCCUGUGUACAACGAAAAGGGCGAGAUUGUGCGUCACCCUGAGGUGUACACGGGCUCGUGGAAAAAUGAUCGCAAAAGCGGCUUUGGACGCAUGGAGUUUGCAAAUGGAGCCGUGUAUGAGGGGCAAUGGGUGGGAAACCGACGCAAUGGCUUGGGUCGACUCAGUCGUGGCACGCUGGCGCGCUGCGGCAAGUGGUCCAAUGAUGAGUUGAGUGUGCCUCUCAAGGCCACUGCAGGCAAGAUUUUGGACGUUCUACAUCAGACCAGCAAGGACGUGGACACGGCCACCCGUCGCGCCACCAUCAGUCUGCAACAGGCCUUGUCUGCUGAGGCGGCGGCCGAAGACGCGCGGCAGCGUCACUUUGAGGCAGCUGAAAACGCACAGCGCGCGUUGACGCUGGCCAGCGUGUGCCUUCGGAUUGAGCACUUGUGCGGUCCCGAGUCCAAAUUGACUGAGGAGCAAGUACAAAUACUACAAGCUCGGUUUCCUCCAGCGGGCCGUUUCCAGCCCCUCGUACUGAGCCGGUGGUUUGACUUUUUGGCUCAACACGAGCGCGAGAAACACGAUCAUGCGCUGGGGUUGGGUACCGUCAAAAUAUUGGCGCCCGUUGAACAGGCCCCGACUCCAAGCUCCACGGUGCACAGCAAGAUAAUCAUCUCCAGUGUCUCCGAGCCAUGGUGGCAGCGACACGAGGGCUGGUUCAUCGCCUGUGUUGCGCUCUUGGCGUCAUCCCUGAUUGUCUUUGCCUGAAGCUUGCGCUUGGACGCGUCUGCUUCAAUUGUCUGUUCCGCCCAUCCAAAGGCGAAGCAAUACUCAUGCUCAGAGAGUUUCCACCCUGUGAAAGGACUGUCGGUCAAGGGUAUUUUUCUUUUGCACAUCCCAUCGUCCAAGGCGAUGUGUGGAUUGUGCGUGGCUGUGCUGCAUCUCCCUUCUGUCUGCUCUCCUUUGAGUCUACUUUUUGGUGUUCGAUUCUUACCUUGACUUC